AUGAACGUUGCGUGCUGCAGUGAUGUGCUUUACAUGUAAUACGUUUAUAACUAUGCAAAGUAUAUUUACCUGUUGUGCAAUGUUAUACAAGAUAAUCGUAGUAGAAAAAUAAAAUAGAAAAUAAUACAUAGUUAUGUCUAUUUCAAUUGAAGCAGAUAAAGAUGCCACGUAUCUAGCAACGCCAAUGCAAGAAAUAAACGCAGCUUUAAAAGUAUGUGCCUUCGGUUGGUUCCACAUAAAAUUGCUUAUAAGCUCGUUCUUCGCCAUGUUAGGAGGGACAUUUAUUACCAACACGACGCCCUACAUUUUACCGAACGCAGAAUGCGAUUUGAAUAUGGAUUUAUUGCAGAAGGGUAUCAUUAAUGCCGUUCCUUUCGUUGGAAUGCUGCUCUCGUCGGUAGUAGCAGGAUUCUUAACCGAUACUUUUGGUCGCAAGAAAUUCAUUGUCUGUGGUUAUGCUGGCAUUUUUUUCUUUACUGUGAUAUCAGCCUUCAGUCAGACUUUCGAAAUGUUGAUGUUCAGCAAAUUCUUCGAAGGAGUAUUGUUUGCAUCAGCACACAGUGCCUGUACAACUUUGACGGCUGAAUUUUGUCACAAAGACAUAAGAGACCGCGUAAUGUUGUUCCAAUCUGCUUAUAAGUCCGUAGGUCAGAUUGUUCUAUCUCUUAUUACAUGGGCCGUUCUUAUACAAGAUUGGAGAGUUGCAGUUUUUGAUGGGCAUAUUGUUCUGAACACGUGGAAUGUCUAUCUUCUUAUAAUUUCGCUGUUUUCCUUCAUGGCCUGUGUUCUAUACAGCUUUCAACCGGAAAGUCCGAAGUAUUUAGUGGCACAAAAUAGAUUGGAUGAAGCCCGGGAAACGCUCAUAAAAGUAUACCUAACAAAUACUGGAAAUCUCGUGGAAACUUUUGAAUAUGCUAACUUGUGGAAAGACAAGCAAAAAUCAACAGAACAGAUUGAAAUCAAAACGACACUGUCAAAUCGACUUUUAGUAGGAUUACACAACAUUAAGCCGAUUUUCAAAAGGCCAUUGGUUUCUAUAUUGAUUCUAUUCUCUCUUUUAAACUUCCUUAUUAUGGCAAUGUACAACAUAAUCAGAUUAUGGUUUCCGCAACUAUCAACAAUAGUGGAGCAUUAUUAUGGAAAAAAUGGUAAUUACGAGCUCUGCGUAGUGCUAGAUGCUUACACGGAAGAUUUGAGAUUAAGAAAUGUUAACAUUACUGACGUUGGUUCUGAAGUUUGUGUGCCGACGCGCAGCGGCUCCGAAACUUACAUAAACAGUAUCAUCCUAGGCUUCAUUUGCCUCACUCCAUUAAUGUUAAGUGGUGCUUUAGUCAACAAAUUGGGCAAAAAAUUAUUGUUACUAGUUUCUGGAGUAUUAACUGUAGCAGUCACAAUCUGGUUAAGAUGGGCAAGUUCAAAGGCGGAAGUGGUGGGACUCUUCGCUGCUGACAUGGCUAUUGGGCAGACUAUGAUGAGUCUUUUACAGGUUACCACUGUGGAAAUUUUUCCUACUACCACCAGAACCUUAGCAAUUGGAAUAAUGAUGACAAUGGGCCGCAUAGGUUCUCUUGUGGGUAACGUAAUGUUUCCUGUACUCCUGAGCAUGGGAUGUGUAGUUCCAUUCUAUACUUUAGCCGGUUUCAUGACUGCUGUGACCGUAAUGAGUAUUUUAGUGCCAAAGAAAAAACCAGAUAUGUAAAGUCUAUGAAAGUAAACGUGGACGUGAACAAGGGAAUGAAGUAUGCCGUUAUAAUUACACAAAUACAAUCUUAAAAACAAAUCAUAGCUGUUUUUGUUCUUGAUACAGGUAAUUAGUAAGUGCAGUUGAGUACAAAGAGCACGCGGGAAGCCGCAGCACCGUCCUCUUUAUAGGGCGUGGAAAGAGCCAUCU
Messenger RNA from Hyposmocoma kahamanoa, 1891 nucleotides. RefSeq names its product synaptic vesicle glycoprotein 2C-like. Bases 134 to 1699 code for a protein of 521 amino acids. Gene Ontology annotation, molecular function: transmembrane transporter activity. Gene Ontology annotation, biological process: transmembrane transport. NCBI's taxonomy places the organism in Eukaryota, Metazoa, Arthropoda, Insecta, Lepidoptera, Cosmopterigidae. Gene Ontology annotation, cellular component: membrane. The record is from RefSeq and is a predicted model, not a curated record. The transcript is spliced from 11 exons.